CAAAUCGGACUGGUUGCUUGUUGAAAUUCGAUCAGCCCGUAUCAGGGACGGGUACAUUUUUUGAUUUCACUUGAAACGUGGUCCACACCGGUGACAAUUCGUCGCUUGGGAGGCCAUUUAGCACUGCGUAUUACCCGGUUACGUGUAUCAUCAUCGUACAAAACUCCCGUUGCCGUCGUCGCGCUCGUCGUCCACCCUGUCCAACUCGUCUGAGCCUCAGUGACAGUGAAAUGGCAAGCCAAGUGGGUUACUUGGGACCACCCACUUACAUCUCGGCGCGUUCAGCAGAUGUCAUUCUAUCCGAUGUUCGUCCGACGAGGCUCGCAGACGACGCUCUCCAUGCCACCAAUGCUCUCCUUGACGAGCUUCUCUACAAUAUUCUUGAUGCUGCUCGCGCCCUAAAUACUGCCCAACUAAGGGCUGGUCUACACAGGAUCCUGCCGACAACGCUAGGCAAAGAAGCUGUCCUAGAAGCCGAACUAGAACUCCGGGCAUACUGGGAUCGUACAUCUGGGACUUCGGGCAAUGGUUCAUCUCAGGUCGUACCGGAUGAUGGCAGCUUCAACCUACCAUGGGUAUUCGAGCUCCUCCGUCUCAAGUGUGAAGCCUAUUCAACGCUGAGCGAUACGGAUGAAGAUCCAGAUGCAGAAGUUCGUCUCACGGAACGCAUGAACACUGAAGGGACCUCCAUUCCUAAGCAAUCACUCCUUGCUCCGGCUUCCCUCUAUUUAACUGCUAUUAUCGAGUCAAUCUGCGAACAUGUCCUGUCGAACGUUAGCCGCGUCGUGGCUCGUGACAGCAGUCGCGCGACAGCCAAUUCGCAAGAUCUCUUCGUCGCGCUUUGCGAAGACAACACAAUUUACGGCCUUUUUAAAAGCAUGAAGAUUUACGAGGAAAUCGAAUCCCUCUCGAAACUCCCGAAUGGAAGACGCAGCCUCAGCAAAUCCUUCUCUCGCGAGAGGCUGACGGGAGCUGCAUCCCCAACAUCUGAAUCAUUCCGGAAACACGACCCACGCAGUUCUCCCCGUCAGCGCAUGUCAUCGGACUCUUCCGGUAUUCCUCCUAGUAUUAUUGUCAAUGCCAAUCACCAAUCUUCUCGGUCAUCCUUUGACAAAUCGCGGGGUAUCAAAAAUUUUAACAACAAGGGAUCGCCGCAUGCAAGCGAACACGGUCACCAAAAGUCAGAGUCCUUCGCAAGUGCCAAUGCCAAGCAGUCCAUUCGUAGUAGCACCGAUAAGUCUCCCGUGUCCACCACAUUUAGUGAUACUCGCUCGCAAGAGUUCGACGACAUGAUGCGUUCGGGUUCAACAGUGAGAGUUUCGCUUACUCCCGAUCGGCUUCGCACGAUGGAAGUGCUAAACAAGGAAAGAUCGCGACCCCCCGGACGUCAGAAAGGGUUAACUAAAACCGACAGAGCGAGCGUUUCCGAACCUCUCUCUGCCCCCCCAUCAGCCCGUUCCACCAGGUCACCAUUGCAGCCCGUCGAGUCUAUCAUUGAAGACGACGAAGACGCCAUGGCUUUAAACCCUCCUACAUCACGACCUCGGCAACUUAGCGCUGCUGGGGUUGCUGCUGCGAGUUACCGUCCUACGUCGUUUAUGAGGAUCAGGUCUGCGUCUACCUCCGACUCUUUAGUUGCACAACCCCUUGCUGCCUCUUCCAAGCAGACGCAACCCUCCGAAUCAACGGUUCUCCCCACGCCUCCAAGUUCUGCUGCUGAGUCUGUACCGAGACCCAAGGCGCCUCCAAAAGAGCUCAAUAUGAACGCUGUGAAAGCACCAGUUAGGCGACCCGGUCGAAAUAGAGAAUCCCUUGAUCUAGACGAUGUGAUGGGCUACUCGGAUGAAGAGACUCCAGUGAGCCCGGGGCGAAAGAUUUCGCGGCCGCAAGAGAAACAUAAGGGAAUCUCAACAAAUACCAGGGAUCUGAUCGAUUUUCUUGCUGAGGGCCCUCCAGAGCCUCUGGCGACACCAUCACCGUCUAACGACAGCUUCCUCUCUCUUACACCAAAGAAGUCGGGACGUUUGCAAAAGAUGAUAUCGAGGAUUACACUUUCCGGCUCAAGCCAGUCGAGCAAGUCCUCGCGGAAAGGGAGCAUACAAGAGGUCGUCGUACCUCACAACAAAUCAUCAAGCAACCUAAGUCCACUUGCAAAUCGACCUAUCCCUCCACGGUAUCCCACUCCUGGUCCUUCUUCGGCGGCUUCGUCAGAUCGUGGUUCCGAAGACCGGGAAACUCCCAAUGCGCGCCGGCGUUCGCAAUCUGCUUCGCGGAAAGUCAUACCUCGUGAAACUGGCACAGCGGCGAACAAGGAGCAGCUGCCCGUCCCUCCCAUUCCUAUCAUUGUUCCUGGGGAGGAGCUCUGCCACUCGCCAGCUGCGGUAUCUGAAAGGCUUUCAGACUCAGCUCUUGACAAUGAUGUAAAACCACCGCCCCACCAGUCGUCAUCAACUCCGGGGUGGGUUGGCAGCGUUGCGCCCACGUCUCCAGUCCCUUCAUCGGCACCCGCCUCCUUAGCGCCCUCACUUUCAUCUUCCCCGAUGCAGAUGGAAUUUGCACCACGAGCGCACGUUCCUCCCCGGGUGUCUUCUAAAUCCACCAAAGUUGCUGUAGCACCUCCCCAGAGCUCAUCUUCGGCUCCAGUAAUCCCUAUAUCACUUGCCGAACAGACUCGUGAUAUGCGCAGAGCGCUGGCGCAUGCGAUGAAUGCCGACGAGUGUCGGCUGCUCGUCGAUAUGUUCCUGGUUCGCUCUAAGCUGGUCUCUGACCCUGCAGAACUGCGGGCGUUGGCUACAGCGCCACCCCCAGAUCCUGCUACGCGAGAGCUGAACACGAUGAUAGAGCAGACGCUCGUUGGUCUUUUCUUGGGCGACAGUGAUGGUUCUGUGGAAUACGACACUAGAACUAGAGCCCCCACUUCCUUUUCCAACGGACAUGCCGAGCUAUAGCUACGCUCUCUAGAACCGAUUCGAUACCCCCCCUGCUUAUUGAGGAUUACUACAUUUCUGGUUGCAGGUUCAUUCGAUCUUCAUCCAUAUUUACUAUCUAUCGUAUUCUUACUCUUACAACAGUAGUGCUAUGCAGGUUUCAGGCUUCCAAC
Molecule: messenger RNA, 3100 nt
Organism: Pisolithus orientalis
Lineage: Eukaryota; Fungi; Basidiomycota; Agaricomycetes; Boletales; Pisolithaceae
Exons: 7
Coding region: 231-2948 (905 amino acids)
Molecular function (GO): protein heterodimerization activity
Source: RefSeq, a predicted model, not a curated record